AUGUCCAAUUUGAUGCAGAAACUCCUCAAGAACACUCCUUCUCUCAGAUUGAUCUCAUCCUUAAGCCACCAAAAUCUCCCAAAACCCUAUUUUCCUUCGAUUCCUCGAUCAACGGUUCACCCUGUUGAACAAAACCCAGAUCCUUUUAUCAAUCCGGUGAUCCUCGGAAACGCGGAACGCGACGAGUCUCUGAAGUUCUUCCCGAGUUUUCCAUUUGGUUACUCUCUGGAUCCAAUUUCAUUCCCCGUUUCGGGUGUGUCGGAGGUUACUGAGUCCGAGGACUCCGUGUCGGAAGAUUCAGGCACUAUUUAUGCUGAUAGCGUGAAGAAGAAGAGGAAGAAGAAGAUGAACAAACAUAAGUACAAUAAACUCAGGAAGCUUCUCCGGAGGAAGACCUAA
Molecule: messenger RNA, 399 nt
Organism: Tarenaya hassleriana
Lineage: Eukaryota; Viridiplantae; Streptophyta; Magnoliopsida; Brassicales; Cleomaceae
Exons: 1
Coding region: 1-399 (132 amino acids)
Biological process (GO): mRNA processing
Source: RefSeq, a predicted model, not a curated record